UCGCUCUGUGGCAGUGCCAUCGUCAGCAGUCAGCAUCGUCACCACAGCUUAAACCACAACUCAACAGGUUCCUUUUUCAUCGCUCUUCGUAGAACAACCUAGCUACGAUGAGAGACAAACCUGACGUAGCCAAGACGUCCUCUACAUGGGUCAGCCCAUCGCCAAGGAGGAGGAGACGUCCCCAAGCCAUGGAUAUCCCAGGAUGUGUGUGUGGCCGUGGAAGUGGGGUUGCAGGAUCCCUGAGUGGCAGUAUGGGUAUGAAUGCAGCAUGGCCAGAGGAGAAUGGAAUGUCUGCAAGUUCUUCCAUGUCUACAAGCCUUCUUACUAAGACAAAACCUUUUCCUAUCAGAGGAGAGCGUGCCAAUUAUGUCAACACACCACAUGUCAUUGUUAUGGUGGGUCUGCCUGCAAGAGGAAAAACCUACAUGGCUAAAAAGCUGACAAGGUACCUCAACUGGAUUGGCAUAAAAACAAAAGUGUUCAACUUGGGCGAGUACCGUCGACGUGCCACCCACAUGUACAAGAACCAUAACUUCUUCCGUACGGACAAUGAGGAAGCAAUGGCUCUCAGGGAACGGUGCGCAAUGGAUGCCCUGGACGAUGUUUGUGACUGGCUUGAUAAUAGUGGGGGAGAAGUUGCUGUCUUUGAUGCUACGAAUACAACAAUGCAUCGCCGGCGAUUAAUAUACAAUAUCAUUGUGGAGAAAAUGGAGUACAAGCUGUUCUAUGUAGAGUCGAUUUGUGACGACCCAUCCAUCAUUGAGGCAAAUAUUAGGGAUGUGAAGAUCAACGGCCCAGACUAUCCAAGGUCGACACCUCAUAGUAGUAAAUCUCCUGGGCAUCCUUGCUCUCAAGAGGUAAAGGUAAACAGCCCAGACUAUCGUGGAAUGACAUCAGAGGAGGCACUUGAGGACUUCUUGCAGAGGAUUGAGCAUUAUAUGGAACAAUAUCAACCUCUUGAUGAAGCCUUGGAAGAUCACCUCUCCUUCAUGAAAGUCUAUAAUACAGGGCAGAAGGUGGUCGUUCACAAGCAUGAGGGACACAUCCAGGCACGUAUUGUGUAUUACUUGAUGAAUACUCAUGUCACUCCCAGAACCAUCUAUCUUGCACGACAUGGAGAAAGUGCUUACAACCAAUUGGGCAAGAUUGGAGGGGACUCUGACUUGAGUGAACGUGGGUGUAAAUUUGGAAAUGCCCUUGCAGAAUACAUUAAGGAACAGAAGAUACCUAAAUUACGGGUUUGGACCUCUUGGAUGAAGCGUACGAUUCAGACAGCAGAGGGCAUUGAUGCUCCUCAGGAAAGGUGGAAGGCACUGAAUGAAAUUGAUGCAGGAAUUUGUGAAGAGAUGACAUAUGCUGAAAUCAAAUCAAAGUUCCCAGAAGACUUUGCUGCUCGUGACCAGAAUAAAUUCAGCUACCGUUAUCCCCGAGGUGAGAGCUAUGAGGACUUGGUAGCACGUCUGGAACCUGUAAUUAUGGAGCUUGAACGCCAGGGAAAUGUCCUUCUGAUUGCACAUCAAGCAGUCCUGAGAUGUCUUCUUGCAUACUUCCUUGACAAACCUUCUGAUGAGCUGGCCUACAUUGAAGUUCCACUCCAUACAGUCAUCAAACUAACUCCUGUGGCCUAUGGAUGUGAGGUGGAAUAUAUCUCUCUAAACGUUGAGUGUGUCAACACCCAUCGUCCGAGGCCAGAGGUACCAGGAAGUCUGGAUCCAGACCUAUUCUUUGAAGUUGCAGACAUGGACACUUGAUGCUAAAAUCAGAUAGGGGACAUCUGCUGUAGGCAUCUUUAUUUUACUUUACUGCCAACCAAUCUUGUUUGCCAAACCUUUUGCUAACCUUACGGUGCUCACCACAGUUGCCUCCAUUGCUUGCAUUGAAAUUUUCCUUAUAGUUUUGUAGUUGUUGAUUGUCCCAUGUCCUCAAACACUGUUAUGAAAGAAUAUUUUGUGUAAAUGAAACUUUUGAUUUACGUAUACCCUGCAUAUGGUACUUACUAUAUUAAGUUUUUAGGUAAUGGGCAUAUAAAAUAUACAUAUCUGACCUCUUUGGUCCUUUUUUUUAUUUAAACUGAAAUAAGGAAAUAUGCCAGCUACCUUCUGGCAUAUUAAUGAGGUAAUAAAACCAAAGGAGUAUCUAUGGUGCAUUUGAUUAAUAUAACUCGGUAUCUACCUUUUUCCUUCUUUUGUUUUAUAGAAUUUGAGCUGUAUUCAAGUUCAGAAAGUAAAUGUGAUUUUUUUUUUCUUCUUCUUCUUCUUCUUCUUCUUCUUCUUCUUUUCUUCUUCUUCUUCUUCUCCAAAGAAUUGAUGUCUUACAGUUUAGAACUGUGUCUUCUCAUUAGGUUAACUUGUUUGCUGUGUUCUGUUGCCUUUAUUUUCUGAGUAAACAAGGUCCUUUUGGAUUUUGAGAUAAGAUUACAUAGGUUGUGAUGGUAUUCUAUUCCAAUUUCAUAUUUAUGGGAAGCAAAACAGUAAGGUUGUGAAUCUUAGUGGAGCUUAUAAGUGAGUCAAUCAUUAUUUAUAUUUGUGAUUGAUGUAUAUAAUGUAAUAUUGUGUACAUUAGCAAGAAAUUUGUUGAAAAAACAUACCUCAUGCCAAGAAGUCUGUAAUGAAAUAUUGAAAGUUUAGGUGAAAAUUGUUACUAGUCACUGGAAAAAAUACUUUUAUUUUAAUUUUUCCCUAAUGCUGGACAUAAAAGGAAAAUGCAUCUAAGAUUAAUUUUACUGAGCACAUCUAGUUAGUAUUAUGGAUAUUAAUAUGUAUUAAAUAAUGUCCCAGUCUCUUAUGCGUGCCUGUUAGAAUAAGUGUUGUUUUCAUCCCUAUUCAAAAUCUUAAGAUUGCCGCCCUUUUUCACAAAACAAAAACAAAAAGCAAGAAAAAAAGUACGACAUUUUCAAACCUUUAAUUCUUUUGUGCUUUAUCUUUGUGCAGUAAAGUAGAUUAUCUUUAGCCAGCAAGACAGCAGUUUUAGUAUGGAUUUUUUGUAGUCAACAUUACUGAGUCUUUACCUUAUAAUUUGCUUGUUUUUUGCUAUUGAAAAUAAUCAUUGCAUAUUUCUGUAUUAUGUCUAAAAACACAGGGUUGAUAUCUUAAAAAAAAAAAGAGAAAAAGGGUCAUGAAACAGUAAUUGUAAUAAGUGAGUGAUAAAACGAAAAUGAAAACAGUAAAAAAGCAGAGGUUCUAUUAGAAUAGCUAUAGUAUUUGGUAUACAUGUAGUCAUACCAGUUACAUGGAGAGAAUAUUAGAUACAAAUAUGAACUGGAAUGUGAAAGACCUUGAGGUUUUGUACUAAAUGGUGACUAUCCUGUGCUGUGUUGUCUACCUAAUUAUUAUUUAUAAAGAUCAGUAUAUUCAUUCUAGCACAUACAGUUAUGUUAGCUUUUUUUAAGAAAUGCUAAUAUGAGUAACCCAUUCACUGUUUGCUUUGGUAUGAAAAAAUGUUUAUGUUUCAUGUAUUUUAGUGUUUUAGACUAUGUUUUGAUCUUAUUCAUAUGAUUUAUAUGCAUAUCAUAAAGUAUGUUUUCAUGUAUUUAAUAUUGUUAUUUUUAUUUUUUUUCUAAAAUUAUAGUAGCCUGUGUUUAGUAAUUCAUUGUCAUCAUGGCAGUGAGUGGGUUAUGUUAUUUAUGUCUUUUUUUUUUCUUUCUUUCUUUCUUUCUUUUUUCUUUUUUUUAUUGCUCUUCAUUAGAAUUUCUUUUGUUAAGCUCUGUUUUAGGAGUUUCUGUCAGUUUUUAUUUUUUCUGUUUUCCUUUUCAAGUUCCAUCACAUAAUGUUAAGGGGCAUCUAUACAUUUCACACACCAUAAGACUGAUGAUGAAUUAGAAGAUCACAAAGCAGUUUUCUUCUCUUUUAAUUUUCUUUCUUUAUACAAAUUCUGUACUUGAGGUACAGUUUCAAAUUGGCUAGUAAAAUCUGUAAUAAGGCAUUUAUUACAAACUUCACCGCUACAUUCAUUCAUCUACAUGCACAAACACUCCUACAUACACAGUCAGCUGCGCGUGCACACGCACACGCACACGCACACGCACACGCACACGCACACGCACACGCACACGCACACGCACACGCACACGCACACGCACACACACACACACACACACACACACACACACACACACACACACACACACACACACACACACACACACACACACAUAUAUGCAUACCUGCACACAUACACAUUAAAUACAAGUCAUUACUAAACAUAAGUAGCUUGCUUGUUCUCAUAAGCUUUAUAGUUGUUUUUUGUAGAGUAGAAUAAUCCCAAAUAUGUAUCACUCUCCAGACCAUAAUAUAGCACGACAUUAGGAACUUGUACAGAGUAAAUGUUACAUAUAGCAGCUAUGACUCUAGUUAUAUUCUUUAAAACAAUACAAUAUUUUGGGGAUGUUGACUACCAUUACUAUUGUCUUGUGUGUGACCCAGGACCACCAAAUGAGUCAGAAGUUGCAAAUGACAUUUCUUGACUCAGUAGAGCAUCAGCUUUCUUAUGGAAGUGAAUAACUGAGUGGUUCCAUAGUUACCAUGCCUCAUAGGAAAUGUAAAAAGUAUAGGGAUUCUGGAAGUCAGUCUUGAGACAGAGAAAGUCAGAUUUUAAUUGUACUGUUAGAAUAAUGCAAAAUGGAAACAUCUUUGCAGUGUAUGCUUACAGUUGGCUUAGAGAUUUGAAGAUAUGGUAAUAAGCAAUGAGAAGUUAUUAUCAAAGCUAUCAGCAAAUAUUACAGUUUUGUAGUUAUAUGUAGUGAUGAACAGAAUUUAAAAAUAUAAAUUUUAAACAUAGAAUAUCAUAUGAAACUUUAACCCAAUGUACGUGGUCUUUUUCGGCAGCCGUGUGGUCCUCCAAAUGGGUAUAUUUGUAUUUGCCACAUCUGUAGGAAUGCCACCCGCAGCAUGGGUGCUACAUGGCAUGAUAGUAGAUGCCACCUGCAAACAAGGGUUUAAAGGAUACAAUAAUGUGCACAACUAAAUACCAGUAUUUGCUAAAUUGAGAAAGUGUCCAUAGAGUUGUUUGUUACCUUUGCCACACAAUGGAACCGUACAUCUUCUGAAUCAGUUGGUGGUGUAGGUCAUAUUUGCUAGUGUAUGUAAAACUUCCUGUAUGAGGCAUUAUAUAUUUUAACCUGUCUGCUAGCUUUAUUGGGUAUUAUUAAUGAUUCCUACCACCUGCAUGUAUAUUUUAUUAAGAUGUGAUCAGAAAGGAUUGUUAGUGGAAGUUCUGUUAUUUACCUUUUGUUAUAUUCUAAGCAGCUUUAGUUAUCCUAUGAUUUACAUUAGGUACAGUAUUCAUAUUCAUUUUCAUUGCACUCUUUGGUCUUGCUUGUUGUUUAUUUUACUUGAUAAAUUUAUACUGUCAUCAGCUCUUUUGUAGGUAGAAGCAUAUUUGCAAAAAUGUAAUUUAUGAUGGAAAGAGAUUGUCCAACAAGCUGAAACAUUUUAAUAUUCAAUGUAUGGUUUUGAAGAGCAUUGAUAUAGUUAUUUUUUAAGUUAGUUAACUAAUUUAUUUAUUUUUUAAAGACCCUGGAAAAAGUAGUAUUUAAUUCACAUAGAGGAAAGAUGUAUUCCUGAAUUUCAGUGUAAGUUUAUAGUCUUGUAUAUAAAAAAAAAAAAAAAAAAAAAAAAAAAAAAGUUAUUAUUUUCUUUUACAAUCAAUAGUUUACAGUAAAAUUGUGGCUAUACUAAAAUAACUCUGAAAUUAUACCUUAGGAAUGUAGUAUGUGGGUGUCCUUAUUCCAGCGUGCAUCCCAGAGGCUUUUGAGCAUUGUGCAGUUAGUAUGCUUUUUUAAUUGAAAUCAUAUGGAUUGUUUUAUUUGAAUUAAUAACUUAGUGAAUAAAGCAACCUUUCCUUCUAUGUUUUUCUUCUUUGUAUUUCCAACUGUAGUGACCAGGGUAAUGUGUGAUAUUGCUGAUCGCCAGGCAGCUUCUGAUUGUAUUUCUGUGAGAAGAGCUUUUAUCACCAAUGAGAGCAAAACUGCUACCUUCCAUCUAUUAUGUCCUGAUAAUUCUAAUAUUCAAUACCCCAUAUUUUAUGAAUGUAGCUAGAUGGCACUAUAUUUUAUAUAUGUAUAUGAUUAUACAGUUGUUUAAUAAAAGUACCUAAUUCAUUACAUGUGAGAGAAAUAUUUGACUGUGUGUAAGGGUCUGGGUUUUGGAUGGUAAUGGUAUUUUCAGCUUAAAAGAUAAUGAGGUUGAUAAGUGUGUUCUGUGCUUUGUAUGAAAUCUUUACAUUUCUUUUCAGGGUUGUGUUACUUCUGGUCAGUUACAUAUGUACAUAAAUAGUGCAUAUAUUGUAACCUAGUAAUAGACUUUGUAUCCUUUUUUCAUAAAACUGAAUGUUACUAUUUUUUCAUUACCAAUGGAAAUUUUAGAUUUGGAGAAAUUAGAACUUUUGAGCAUUUGAUUUUUGGUGAAGUGAAGUGGGAAAGCAUUUUUUAUGUUUAAAUAUUUUAUGUACUAUAUUUUUUUCUCUAUGGUUGUGUUUUACAAGUCAAAACAGUAUAUAAAGAGAAACAUUGUUUAAGUCUCCCUAUACCUGUGUUUAAUGUCCUUUUUACUAUUAAUUAGUUUUUGAUAUUCAUGAUGGUGUACAGGUUAAGUAAAUUGAUGAAAGUUAACCAACAUGGAAAAGGGAAAGGAAAUUAAAUGUUAAUUUCAUUUAAUAUAGAAUUUACAAAAAAAAAUUCUGCAUUUUUAUCUUCAAUAUUUUAAGGUACUUUUUUCUAUAAACAGUAAAAUCCAUAGCUGAACUCAUCUAUUCUUUUUGGAUAAUAUAGGACAUUUAAUUAAAAACUGAAAUGAAUUGUAAUUCCAAUGAAGCUAAAAAAUUCAAUUCUUGAUUUUCCAAGGAAUAUGUACUUCAUAAAUACAGAAAUGGAAAAGUUCCACAAACUUUAUGAAAUGGUUAUUCAAUUACUUAAGGAAAUGUAAAAUUGAGAUUUACCAAAAAGCCAAACAUUUAUUUUGCUUCCUGUUUCCAAUUUUUUUUUAUUAAACAAAACAAAAAGUAUUGGUAUUUUACCUUUACAUUUUCCCUGUAGAAAUGUAUAGAAAAAUAUGUUUUAUAUAAAAAAGGUCUUGAUUUAAUUCUUGUGUCUAUCAAGGGGCCAAUAAAUCAGUCAAGGGCAGGUUUAGGCCUACAAUGUUUUGCAAAUCUUCAUGUUAUGAAUUUUUAGACAAUACACUAUGUAUACCCUUGCAGUGCUGUACACAUGCACAUAAUGCACUUGUAAAAUUAAUUAUUACAUUUAAAAUAUUGUGGAAACAUUCAUUAAUGUCUUCAACAUCAGAUAAUCAUAAAAUAUAAGUUUCUAGUAUUUUCUUAUUGUGAGCACCUGCUAAAGACUUAAGUAAUUUUUAUCUUGAGAAAUUAUUUGCCUCUUUUUGUUAUGUAAACCAUCAUGCCUCGUAUUUGCCUUUGCAGUUCUAACCAAACAAAAUAAAGUGAGAAACUAAUAUUGAUGCUAAAUGCCUCCAAAGAUCUUUCCAAUUAGGAUUACAGUGUUAUUUUAUUUAUUUGAAGUAAUGUUAGAGUCAUAUAAACAAGAACAUAUUUGUAUAUAUUUUAUGUAUCCUUUGUUAACUGAUCAGCUUAAGAAAUAAUAAGUAAUUGCUGGCAGGCUGAGUACCUCCCAUUGUCUGAAUACACGGUAGAAUAAAUGCAUCAUUAUUUAUCAAGUAACAAAUUUAAGCCAAAUCCAACGGGAAUGGCAUGUACGUACAUGCCAUGCCCACUGUGAAUUUAUUUUAUUAAUUGUUUAUACACAUAGAUGGCUACGCUUGUACUAAGUCACCAAUGAGCCAAUUACAAGUACUGCUUGUCUUGCCUGUUUAGCCUUUUCCUUGAUUUGUGUAAAUAUUUUUUGUUAUCUUAUGCUGUUACUAACGUCCAUAACAUUAUAGUAAUUAUAAUGUCUAUAAUAAAAAUAACACCAUUGAUAUUCAUAGCACAAGUAAAAAAAAGGCUUACCCACUAAUUCAUGGAAAAGUGAAAUCAGGUAAUGUCACAAGGUCUACUAAUUGACUCCUUUGUGGCAAAGCACUAGCAGAGCCAUCUGUGUGCAGACAUUUCACAAAA
Penaeus monodon (black tiger shrimp) is the source of this 8067-nucleotide messenger RNA. Its product is annotated as 6-phosphofructo-2-kinase/fructose-2,6-bisphosphatase-like. Gene Ontology annotation, cellular component: cytosol. Gene Ontology annotation, molecular function: ATP binding; fructose-2,6-bisphosphate 2-phosphatase activity; 6-phosphofructo-2-kinase activity. The record is from RefSeq and is a predicted model, not a curated record. Gene Ontology annotation, biological process: fructose 2,6-bisphosphate metabolic process; fructose metabolic process. The transcript has 14 exons. The coding region runs from base 108 to 1751 and encodes 547 amino acids. NCBI's taxonomy places the organism in Eukaryota, Metazoa, Arthropoda, Malacostraca, Decapoda, Penaeidae.